UCGUGUUCGCGCUCUCGCAUCGUAGCCUGUGAAGUCGCGGAAAUUAUAUUUGCGAACUUUUCCAUCGUACUUCUUUUCGUAGCAAUAUUGAUCUUUUUAUUUUUUUUUCAAAAUAUAGACAAUUUACUUAUUGGAGGGUACUCGAAGACAUUUAUUGUGUUUUGUGAGCGUUUUGUUUUUUUUUUGGAUCCGCAAAAUAUACCGCUGAUUAUAUUCUGGAGUGAUCUCGCAAGCAACGCAAUAACGAGGUCCCUACAUCUACAUUCCUUCAAAUAGUGUCACAAACGAAGACACGUAGAGAUAAGUGACACACAAUAUACUUCUGAACGACACCAAUCCGAUACGAAACGAAGCAUAUAACACCAAUGCUUUACCAAACCUAACGAAUUACCACAGAUUUCAGUGAAAACAUUUCCUGAAAAAAAUAACAAAAUGUAUAACAUACCAGACGCUACCGCAGAGCUAUACAAUUUCAGCACGACAGUUGGGGAUAUGUUUAAUUCCACGAUGCCUGAAUUGUUAAACGACACAUUUAGUUCAGUGGUUCUGAACGCCACUGAUGCACUGCAUCCGCCGCACAGAAGCAGUCUCGGGAUGUUGAGGAUAUUGCUGAAGGUGGCGUACGCUGUGGGCAUCAUCGGGAACGCGGCGGCGAUACUUGCGUUAAGGAUUGGGGAGCGACGCGUGAGGAACAGGAAACAUCUGCUGCUUCUCACGUCCCUAGCUGUCAACGAUCUGGUCGCUUUGGUGGGCAUGCUGGCCGCCAUGCUGUGGGCGGAGCGCUGGGCGGGCGCGAGCGUGCCGCGCGGCUACUGCGGCGCGCGCGUGGCGCUGCGCGUGUUCGGCGUGGGCAGCGUGUGCAUCGCCGUCACCAUGGCCCUGGAGCGCUACCUGGCGCUCACCCGCCCCUUCCUCUACCAGAAGCAAGUGACGUACUGCAUGAUCUGCGGCGCGCUGCUGGUGUCGUGGCUGUGGGCGGCGGUGCUGACGUGCGCCCCGGUGCUGGGCGUGGGACUGUACUACGACGCGGCGCAGCAGGCGUGCCGCCGCUACCGCGAGGCCACGCACGGCCUCGACUUCGGCUACGCAGUCUUCUACGUCAUGUUCGGCACGUUGCUGUGCGCGCUGCUGGUGUACUGCAACGCGGCCGUGAUCCGCGCGCUGUACGCCAUCACCGCGCCGCGCGCCGGCAGCUGCCCCGCCGCGCCGCGCCGCGUGUCGCGUCGCAGCUGCGCGCGGCCCGCGCUGCGCAACGCCGCCACGCCCGAGGAGGUGGCCUUCAGCCGCCUCAUGGCCGCGCUGUCCGUGCUCUUCAUGUGCUGCUGGCUGCCGCAGAUGGUGACGUCGGUGCUGUACCUGUCCAUGGAGGAGACUGAUUGGAUGAAGGUGCUGAGCCAGCUGUCGGACGCGCUGAUGCUGCUCAACUACGUGCUGGACCCCGUGCUGUACGUGCUCAUGCGCCAGCGCCAGCACGCGAGCGUCGGCUCGCUGUGCCACUCCAUCGCGGACUGCUUCAAGCGGAAUCAUAAGACAUCGACGGAGUCAAUGAAGACGUCGUGCUGCCCACAGGAGACAGUGCUGGUCAGCGACAGCUCCGGCGCGGAGAUGCGUCCGCUGCGCCCGCCCGUGUGCCUCAAGUUGGGCGACUGACGCGCGCGCGAGCGGCCGACGCGCGACUCCAGACAUGCAGAUGCCUGUGCUGGCGCUGAUUUCUACAUUUGACUGCUAUCAUUGUAUCAACUUUCAUCGUUCUUAGGUAUCAAACGACAGACGCCACUGUAAACGUUUACCAAAUUCCACGGCCUUGCGCUGCCUAAAUACGACUCCCUGCGAAUUAUUUGAUUUUGUCGCUAUCUGCAGAUUAUCCGCCUAAGAAAAUUUUAUAUUUUAUGAAUAGUCUAGUCAUAAUUCUUUUAUCUGUCUCGCUGAAGCGAAAUUGCGAUCUUAUACCAAAUCUACUAUCUCUUGGAAGAAGCACUAUUUCUAAACAUGUUAUUGUAUUUUAGGGAUUUAGGUAUAACUAGUGAGCUUACAAAUAAGAUACCUGUAUAUGAAAGUAACAUAUUAAAUAAAUGUGUACAACAGACAGAAUUAAUGGAUCGUUUAGGGACUUAACAGUAUAUAAUACAGUCUGAUGAGUUGUAGACUAGCACAGUCCAAUGUCUGGGUGAAGUACCGAGUGUCUAAUGCUCCAACUACCGGAGCUCUAGAAAUACUAUGACAUGUUGCGUCGUACCCUAACUGUCUAAUAAGUACCUACCUAAGACCAAAUACUAAUGGCUGGAACCACGCAUAAUUUCUGUUAUUCCCGUUCCACGCAUUAUGUUAUACAGCCUAGAAUUUUUUUCCCAAAGCGCUAUUGCUACAUGUAUCCAGAUUAGAUUGCUCGCGGUUGGAGCCAGUGGCGUAUUUAAAGAUUCAGCGCCCGAUAAGUUUGGCCUCUCCAAAAUUAAUAGAAAAAGCAAAAAAUAUAUAUACACAAUAAUAUCCAACACAGCAUAGAGCAUAGCGGCUUCGUCCGC
Messenger RNA from Pararge aegeria (speckled wood butterfly), 2522 nucleotides. Its product is annotated as prostaglandin E2 receptor EP2 subtype. Gene Ontology annotation, cellular component: plasma membrane. Gene Ontology annotation, biological process: inflammatory response; adenylate cyclase-activating G protein-coupled receptor signaling pathway; positive regulation of cytosolic calcium ion concentration. Lineage: Eukaryota; Metazoa; Arthropoda; Insecta; Lepidoptera; Nymphalidae. Gene Ontology annotation, molecular function: G protein-coupled receptor activity. The transcript has 7 exons. The record is from RefSeq and is a predicted model, not a curated record. The coding region runs from base 433 to 1650 and encodes 405 amino acids.